Oryzias latipes (Japanese medaka) is the source of this 3145-nucleotide messenger RNA. Its product is annotated as BRF1, RNA polymerase III transcription initiation factor subunit. NCBI's taxonomy places the organism in Eukaryota, Metazoa, Chordata, Actinopteri, Beloniformes, Adrianichthyidae. Gene Ontology annotation, molecular function: TBP-class protein binding; RNA polymerase III general transcription initiation factor activity; RNA polymerase III type 3 promoter sequence-specific DNA binding. The record is from RefSeq and is a predicted model, not a curated record. Gene Ontology annotation, cellular component: transcription factor TFIIIB complex; transcription preinitiation complex; nucleus. Gene Ontology annotation, biological process: transcription preinitiation complex assembly; transcription by RNA polymerase III; DNA-templated transcription initiation.
CCCGGCAUUGGUCUGGUCCAGGUCUCCCCGCACGUGCUGCUGUUUCGCCGGUGUUUCAGCGUGGGGACAGCAGCUGGAGUUUCACGCUGACUCGGCAGAGUGGGUUCGGACGCGUCCACGGCGGCUCCUGCGGGAAAAAAACUCUCCACAGACGUGGACACGCUCCUGCUGAAGGGUCAUCAUGAGCUCCAAGGUGUGCAAGAAUUGCGGCAGCACCGCCAUCGAUGUGGACCACGCGCGGGGCAAUGCCGUCUGCAUGAGCUGCGGCUCCGUGCUGGAUGACAACAUCAUUGUGUCGGAGGUGGAGUUCGUGGAGACGGGCGGCGGGGGGUCGCUGGCUGUGGGACAGUUUGUGUCCUCAGAGGGCGGUCAGAGACUUCCAUCUUUUGGGGACUCGUACUACCCGGGGGUGGGCUCCCAGUCCCGCGCUCAGACGCUGCAGAGAGCCAAACAGAACAUCAACACGUUGGGUCACCAGCUGCAGAUGAACCAGCACUGUCUGGACACGGCCUUCAACUUCUACAAGAUGGCCCUCAACAAGCGCCUGACCAACGGCCACAGGUCGUCCCACGUCAUCGCUGCCUGCCUCUACCUGGUGUGUCGCACUGAAGGAACGCCGCACAUGCUGCUGGAUCUGAGCGACGUUCUGCAGGUCAACGUCUAUGUCCUGGGGAAGGUUUUUCUCCAUCUGGCAAAGGAACUCUGCAUCAACGCUCCAGCCAUAGAUCCAUGUUUGUAUAUUCCUCGAUUUGCCCAAAUGUUAGAGUUUGGAGAGAAGAACCACGACGUCUCCAUGACGGCGAUGCGACUGGUGCAGAGGAUGAAGAGAGACUGGAUGCACACGGGAAGAAGGCCAUCGGGACUCUGUGGAGCAGCUCUGCUGGUAUCUGCUCACAUGCACGACUUCUGCCGAACCGUCAAAGAGGUCGUCAAUGUCGUCAAAGUGUGUGAAAGCACGCUGAGAAAGAGGCUGACAGAGUUUGAGGACACGCCCACCAGUAAACUGACGGUAGAAGAAUUCAUGAGAGUAGAUCUGGAUGAAGAGUGCGACCCACCCUCCUACACCGCUGGACUCAAGAAGACGAAAACUCAACAGCUUGAGAAGCAGCUGAUGGAGAAAAUGCCAGAUGUUGAAGAUGAAAUAAAAGGGUACCAGGAUGAAAUAGAUGCAGAGCUGGAGAGCCUGAGGCCCAAACUAAAAGGAGUUUAUGCUGCUUAUGUUAAUAGAGACCUCAGCAGUGAAGACAUCCGCUCCAUGCUGUCUCAGCAAGACGACAACCAAUCAGAUGAGGAUGAGGAGCUCAGGGCUGUUGCCAGGCACUUUGACAAAGACCUUGAUACGCUGACUGUAGAGGCUCUGAUCAAACUGGAACAGAAGACUCCAGAGGAGGAGAAUGAGUGUGGGAUGAAGAUACCAGAACGAGUGGGCCCAUCGUUGGCCUCCAUUCUGGGAACCAUGCCUUCAGCAGCAACCCUGGGCCUCCCAGAGUCCAUCAACAAAUGCACUGGAGAGGAGAGGGAAAACGAUGGCGCCGCUGACAGCGGGGAGCUGGACCUGAGCGGGAUAGAUGACAGCGAGAUCGAACUGUACCUGCUGAGUGAGAGCGAGAUCAAAAUCAAGACGGCGCUCUGGAUGGCAGAAAACUCCGACUACCUCAAAGAGCAGAAAGAAAAGGAAGCAAAGAUAGCGAAGGAGAAGGAGCUGGGGAUCUACAAAGAAAAGAAGCCAAAGUCCUCAGGAAAGAAACGCUCCCAAAUCCGAGCGAGCACGGCGGAUGAGGCCAUCGGGAAAAUGCUGGAGCAGAAGAAGAUCUCCACCAAGAUCAACUACGACGUGCUGAAGGAUCUGAACAUCAGACCCAGCGCCAGCCCGGCACGCAAAGCCGAGUCGGUGAAGAGCGAGUCAUCUGGCGCCAAGCUGACCCGGCGCAGCACCAAACCGGCUCAAACUCCGCCGGGCCUCAGUGUGCCGCUCAGCACUCUGGGAAAAAGAUUGCAACCCUUCAUCAGCAGGCAGCCUAUGAAGAAGCAGGCAGUGGAGUCUCCCCAGGAUUCCCUCUGUAACCCGCUGCCAGCACCGGCUGCAGCCCCGGCCAGUGGGGGGGUAGUGGUGGAGAGCGGACCAGUCGUCUACAAUGAUGUGGCUGAUGAGGAAGAGGAUGAAGAGGAGGACACUUGUGUCAGUGCCAUGGACCUCCUGGGGGGCAACGAUUACGGCUUCGAUGGAGACGACGACGAUGGCUUCUAGCCCCCCCACUUCAACAACUGCAUGUGUUGAAUCUGUUUUUAUCAGACACAAAAACUCAAACAUUUCUGCACGUAAAUCCCUUUUCCUGACUCUCUAAUGUGACCUUCAAACCAGGAAGAGCUGCGUGUCGGCGCACCUUUAUCGUCGUUAUUGGUUUCUGGAGCAGCGUAUUGAUGCCGCCAGCGGUCCAGUGGUUUGGUUAAAAAUGGACCAAAACUGCAAAGUAUUGCAUUCAUAUUUGCCACUUUGCUAAAACUUUCUCUGCAAGUAGUAAAAGUCAUUUAGCCCUAAAUUUAGAAAUGCAUAACUUUAUAACGUUGCAUCGGCACUUUGCAUCCUCUUCUUAUUUAAAUUCAGAUUAUUUAUAAGUUACUAAACUCCCUGCUGUUUGCAGUGUUCUUUACCAUUUCUGAUGUAUUUGAUUGAAAACAUCUGAUAACAGAAGAAAAUAGUGAAACGUAAUUCUGUUUUUCAUUUGGAGGCUAGUCUCCCUCCUUUAAUGUGACUCAUGUAUGAAAACGGUUUUGCUUUGUUGGAUUUCAGUUUCUGCCUAAAGGUCGCGUAGGGUCACGGCGACUUCAUGCAGAUCCUGCAGUGUUCUCUUCCUCAGUUGACCACAGGAGUUUAGAACCUUUUUUUAAAUAUCCUUUUGUUGGGAAACGAGAACAUUUGUGUUCUUUGUGAACACUGACACAUCCUGAACUCUGAAUCUGUGGCUGUACCUGUCGGGGUGGAACCCCUGCAUGAUCAUGUGAGCCUCUGCUGCUGCAGUAAAGACGUGUCUAAAUGCACAAAAACCUUGUGUGGCUGGGAUUUAUUUCUCUAAAUGAAUGUGACUUAAGGUCUGAGUAAUUGAUGGGAUUGUUGGGAUGAGUAAAAAGAUGUUUCUGACAUGGA